Molecule: messenger RNA, 7665 nt
Organism: Ictidomys tridecemlineatus (thirteen-lined ground squirrel)
Lineage: Eukaryota; Metazoa; Chordata; Mammalia; Rodentia; Sciuridae
Gene: Naa25
Product: N-alpha-acetyltransferase 25, NatB auxiliary subunit
Biological process (GO): N-terminal peptidyl-methionine acetylation
Cellular component (GO): NatB complex; cytoplasm
Molecular function (GO): protein binding
Source: RefSeq, a predicted model, not a curated record
UUCCCGGCGGCCUGCCCCGCGCGUGCGCCCUGCGGUUCUGCGCUUGUCAUCAUGGCGACGCGGGGCCAUGUGCAGGACCCUAACGACAGGCGCCUCCGGCCCAUUUACGAUUAUCUUGAUAAUGGUAAUAACAAAAUGGCAAUUCAGCAAGCAGAUAAACUGUUGAAGAAGCAUAAAGAUCUUCAUUGCGCUAAGGUUUUAAAAGCAAUUGGUUUACAGAGAACUGGGAAGCAAGAGGAAGCCUUCACCUUGGCACAGGAGGUGGCAGCCCUUGAACCCACAGAUGACAACUCACUACAGGCACUGACUAUUCUUUACCGAGAGAUGCAUCGACCGGAGUUGGUUACAAAACUUUAUGAGGCAGCUGUGAAGAAAGUCCCCAACAGUGAGGAGUAUCACUCUCAUCUCUUCAUGGCUUAUGCCAGAGUGGGUGAAUACAAGAAAAUGCAACAGGCUGGCAUGGCUCUGUAUAAGAUUGUCCCCAAAAACCCUUACUACUUUUGGUCUGUGAUGAGCUUAAUUAUGCAAUCUAUAUCAGCACAGGAUGAAAACCUCUCAAAAACGAUGUUUCUGCCCCUUGCUGAGAGAAUGGUAGAAAAAAUGGUGAAAGAGGACAAGAUAGAAGCUGAGGCUGAAGUUGAACUUUAUUACAUGAUCCUGGAACGACUGGGAAAGUAUCAGGAAGCCUUGGAUGUCAUUAGAGGGAAAUUAGGAGAGAAGCUGACGAGUGAGAUUCAGAGUCGGGAAAAUAAAUGCAUGGCUAUGUAUAAGAAGCUCAGCAGGUGGCCAGAGUGUAAUGCCCUUUCCAGGCGCCUCUUACUAAAAAACUCAGAUGACUGGCAGUUCUAUCUGACUUAUUUCGAUUCUGUCUUUCGACUGAUUGAAGAGGCCUGGACUCCUCCUGCUGAAGGUGAACACUCUUUAGAAGGAGAAGUACAUUAUUCUGCAGAAGAGGCUGUGAAGUUUAUAGAAGAUCGGAUAACAGAAGAAUCUAAAAGUUCUCGCCAUCUCCGGGGACCACAUCUAGCUAAAUUGGAGCUGAUCAGGCGCUUACGAAGUCAAGGUUGUAAUGAUGAAUAUAAACUAGGUGAUCCAGAAGAAUUAAUGUUCCAGUAUUUUAAAAAGUUUGGGGAUAAACCGUGUUGUUUUACAGACCUGAAGGUGUUUGUUGACCUCUUGCCUGCUACACAGGGUACAAAAUUUAUUAAUCAGUUACUCGGAGUUGUUCCUUUGUCAACACCAACAGAGGAUAAGCUGGCACUGCCUUCUGACAUCCGAGCUUUGCAACAACAUUUGUGUGUGGUGCAGCUGACGAGGUUACUUGGCUUGUACCACACCAUGGAUAAAAAUCAGAAAUUGAGUGUGGUCAGGGAAUUGAUGCUAAGAUACCAACAUGGACUGGAAUUCGGGAAAUCCUGUUUGAAAACAGAAUUGCAGUUUUCAGACUAUUACUGUCUCCUUGCUGUUCAUGUGCUUAUUGAUAUAUGGAGAGAAACAGGUGAUGAGACUGCUGUGUGGCAGGCCCUGACUUUGCUGGAAGAAGGGUUAACCCAUAGCCCUUCCAAUGCUCAAUUCAAAUUGCUGCUUGUUCGAAUCUACUGUAUGCUGGGUGCAUUUGAACCGGUGGUGGAUCUUUACUCCAGUCUCGAUGCAAAGCAUAUCCAGCACGACACCAUUGGUUAUCUUUUGACUCGAUACGCCGAAUCUCUAGGUCAGUAUGCUGCUGCAUCCCAAUCCUGUAAUUUCGCACUCAGGUUUUUCCACUCCAACCAGAAAGAUACCUCAGAAUAUAUUAUUCAAGCUUACAAAUAUGGUGCAUUUGAGAAGAUCCCAGAGUUUAUCGCUUUUAGGAACAGGCUGAAUAAUUCUCUUCAUUUUGCACAAGUCCGUACUGAACGGAUGCUGUUGGACCUUCUACUUGAAGCAAAUAUAUCAACCAGCCUAGCAGAAAGUAUAAAGUCAAUGAAUCUUAGGCCAGAAGAAGAUGACAUUCCAUGGGAAGAUUUGCGAGAUAACAGAGAUUUAAAUGUUUUCUUCAGCUGGGAUCCAAAAGACAGGGAUGUUUCUGAAGAACAUAAGAAACUUUCCUUGGAGGAGGAGACCAUGUGGCUAAGAAUCCGUUCCUUAACAUUGAGGCUGAUCAGUGGCCUUCCGAGUCUUAACCACCCUGUGGAGCCAAAGAACUCUGAGAAGACUGCGGAGAAUGGUGUAUCCUCUCCCAUUGAUAUUCUUCGUUUGCUCCUUCAACAGCUAGAGGUGGCCGUGGAGACAGGAAAGCGAUUUAUUGAAAAGGAAAUUCAGUAUCCUUUCCUUGGUCCUGUACCUACCAGAAUGGGUGGAUUCUUUAACUCUGGCUGUUCUCAAUGCCAGAUAAGUUCUUUUUAUCUUGUUAAUGAUAUUUAUGAGCUGGAUACCAAUGGUUUAGAAGAUACAGUGGAGAUACAGGAGCGGAUAGAGAAUAGUCUUAAGUCUUUACUAGAACAGUUAAAGGAUGUCUUCAGUAGAUGUAAAGGUGACCUCUUAGAAGUUAAAAAUGGUAACUUGAAAACACAUCCUACCCGUUUAGAAAAUCUUGUCUUCUUUGUUGAGACUAUUUCUGUUAUCCUUUGGGUGUCCAGUUACUGCGAGAGUGUCUUGCGACCAUACAAAUUAAGUUUACAGAAAAAGAAAAAGAAGAAAAAAGAAACCAGUAUCAUCAUGCCACCUGUCUUCACCAGUUUCCAAGACUAUGUUUCUGGACUUCAGACUUUAAUUUCUAAUGCUGUGGAUCAUAUUAAGGGACUUGAAACACAUCUAAUUGCACUUAAGCUUGAAGAACUUAUUUUAGAGGACACUUCUUUCUCUCCGGAAGAAAGAAAAUUUUCAAAGACUGUGCAAGGGAAAGUGCAGAGCAGUUACCUACACUCACUUCUGGAAAUGGGGGAUCUGCUGAAAAAAAGACUUGAGACCACAAAGAAACUAAAAAUUUAAGGAAGUGUGGACCACAGGCACUGAUGACUCUACAACAGAAAAUGACGAUACUAUCUUCCCAGGCAAAAGCAACAUCUGGUUGAUCAUCAUUUUAAUCCAGAACUUCCUCAUAAAAUGCAUGAAGGACUUUGAUUGUGAAUUAAUUUUUUUAGGUAUUAAAUACAUACAGCUGACUAAAUUAUUGUAUAUAAAACAGAAGUAGGACCCUCAUCUGGGUUUGACCACUUUUUAUAAAUGUUCAUAUGCAUAUGGCAGCAACAAGAGAACCCCUUACUUUUUUCCCCUCCCAUCACCAGAAACAUCUGGGAGGGGAAAGGGUUUCUAUUCAAAAGCAGCAAUAGAAAUUAAACAUAAAGCAUUGACCUCAAAGCAGCUGGAUGGCCCUCCCAUUACAGCAGUGGGAGUUUAGUUUGUUCUUGAGCCAUAGGAAGCAGAAAAGAGAAGUUGAGGGGGAUAUGACCAGGAGCAGGCCCUUUUCCACUGCAGCAGGUGCAUUUUGAGGCUUCCUCAAACCCAAGGCAGGUCCACAGCAGACCUCAGGCGAGAUUUAGCAUAAUCACUUGCCCUGAAGGGCACUACUCAGAUGACCACAGGUGCUGAUUUUUUUUUUUUUGGCCUAAUAAUUCUGAUAGCCAAGAUAGCCCCAUCCACGUUCCUGUGAAAGUUAAAUCUCAGAUAGAGAGACAAGGAAGACCUUAUUAAUUUGUAGGUGUUUAGAGAGGAAAGUAGUACAGACCAUUUAACAAGCCUGUUAAGGGCUAGCUUGCUGUCUUUCAUCCAUUUGGGAAGUUUGGGAAUCACUGUUUUCAAGAGAGGUGUACAUAAUUUAUGCAGGCAAUACUGAUACUUAUUUCAUCAGUUUUGUGAGUUAUAUACUGCAGUCGAUUCAUGAAUCAUAUGUGUAUAUAUAUGCUUGAAAAUUAAUUACUAUUUUAGUGUUUUCAAGUGGGGGGGUUGGUGAAGAAGGAAUAUAUAUUAUGGAUUUAAACUAGGUUUUAAGUUUUAGGCUGGCAAAAGAAAUGUUACCCAGUGGGUUUAAUGUUCAGUCUACUUUCUUGAAACUUAAGAAUUGUACCAGGAUUGUAUUUACCUUGUUCACCUGGAGGUCUUGUCCCCAAGACUGUAGCUUCAGAGGUUGGUCUUGAAGAAAAGAUAAAAAUUGCUCUUGAAAAUGUUAUAUAAUUUUUACACUUUCUUUGAUUUUUUUUCUUUUCUUUUUUUUUUUUUUUUUUGGUGUUUGAAUUCCUGCUUCUGUUUUUCUGUUUUAAAGUUAGUAAUUUUGUAAGGGCAAAGAAAUGAAUUUGAUGAGGAAAUUCCAACAUCUGAUGGAGGAUUGGUCUUAAAGACCUUUUCAAGGUCCUUUCCUAUGCACUGCUCCAGUGAAAUGUGAUACUUUUUUAAAAGCAACCAAGAGCGCUGGGAAAAUCUAUGUAUGCAAAGUUUGCAUUUUGUCCCUCCUUGACUUUCUUAUUGACAAUUUGAUAUGGUAAUUAAUAACUGUUUAAAAAUUUUAUUACCUGUUCAAAAUAAGACUUGUUGGAAAACCUAGUCCACAAAGUAAUUUCAAAACAUCAUAUUUUAUAUAAAUUUAGUAGCCACAACUGUCACAUACCCCAUCCUAAAGGGAAUAACUGUCCUCCUGAACAAGAUGAACUGAACAACCCCGAUUGAUUCUGAAUAUCCUUUAAUGAUAACGUGUCAUUAGUUCAUAUAACUAUGGCCUAUUUUAGAUGGAACUGUGUGUAUUUGGGAGGGUGUGAGUAUGGCUAUGUUCUUGGAAUGAUGUUUCUUUGCAUAUCCAAAAAAGUACUGUACAAAGAAAUAGAAAUGCUCUUUGAUACAAGUCUAUUGAUCAGUCUAUUAUAUGUAUGCUUAAUGGGCUGGCCUUAGUCAAGGACUGCAAUGACUCUAAUGGUCUGCCUAACUGGUCUCCUGCCUUGGAGUAUCUGGGACCUCUACUGGUUUUACUGACAAAUAAUGUUACCUUGAAGUUAUGCUUCCUUUGUUACUUGCUGAUUUUCCUAUACUAAAUGUAGCAUUUCAAUUAGAUUCAACUCUAACAUUUUGAGAUUAGUGUAAAAAGAAUGAAAUUAUGCAGAAAUGGCCAAUAUCUUUUAUCAAUCUGUUCCUUUGGAAACUGUCGUGCACUAUAAAUUGUGUACAGUUUAAUAUAUAUAUAAAAUACACACAUACGUAUAUAUGUGUGUCACAUAUAUAUAUAUAUAUUUACAUGAGUAAAAAGCACCCUCUCCCAGCAAUUGUAUGUCAUUGAUAUUUGAAGAGAUUUCCCAAAUAACCCGCUGCUGCUGCUGUUUUGGUUUAUAUGGUUUUUUUGUUUAGUUUUUCUGUGGUAAAUUGAUAUUAAAAAAAAGGAAAGGAGGAAAAAAAAACGACUACUGUUUACAGACUAAAAAAUUAUUGCCUUUUAUACUACUGAGAUCCUGAGUUAAAGACUCUGCAAAGUAAACAUUUGGUUUAAGUCAUUUACUUGAUGGAUAAAAGGUAGAGAAAUUUUUAGUGUUCUCUACAUAAUAGAAAACAAAUGCCUAGUUGUGUUGCCCAUCAAUUUUGUAUAUUUUCAUAAUUUUAAUUGUUCAAAAUUGCAUUAUAUUUUGCAAUCACUAUGUUCAAUCUGGAUUUGUCUUUCAUUUUAACUUUUAAUAUAAAGGGGGGUUUCAGUGUAUCUAUAGGCUUGUUAUUGAAACUCUUCCUGCUUAUUUGAUGUGAUUUAUUAAUAUGGGAAGUCCAUAUUCUUCCUUAUUGAGAAUUAAGUGAAACAUAGCAAAUCUAAACUCGAUGGGUUAAUUUAUAUAAAAUUUUAAGUUGGCAUUUCUGCCUGGUUCAUUUUUGUUCAGGUUCUUAGAAGCUACCAUCUUCUAAAUGGUAUAACUCAUCUCAAUUUUGUAUUAAAGAGCUAUAUACCCAGCAAAAUUUUAUUAUUUGAAAAUUAUUUUUUUUUCCUAAGGCCACCAUUUCUUUUGGCUUAAAAGCAGUACCUUCCAUACUUGAUUACUGAAUACUUACAAUGCAUCAAGAUUCAUAACUUUCAGGCUCUGCUUAUUUAAGGGAAAAUGAAACUCUCUAUCCUACUUAUUAGUUGUUGGUGUGGGGAAAGGCCAUAAGUAGUUGUGUAGCAAAGUCCUGUUUAAUAUAAAUCAGGGUAUGUGAUAGUGUUGAGUCACUUCGGAUUGAGUCAUGAGAGGAUCUCUGUAACACUGGUCGUGAAUGGUGAAUGUUUGUCAGUCAGAAAAAGGAACACAGUUGGAAAGGCCCCAAGGAAGGGAACUGCUUAGCAUGUUCCAGCAACUUAGUGAAAGGAGUGGAAAGGGGUCAGCAUUUGGAUAGAGUGCUAGACCAGAUCAGUCAGGACCUAAAGCCAGGGGAAGGACUUAAACUUAGAAUAAAUGUAAUGGAAGGUUACUGGAGAAUUUCAGGCAGGUUGAUGACCCAAGGGUACUUGAAUCCAGACACUGAAAUUCAAAUUUUAUUUGGGCAGAUUGACUAGCUAUUUUUCCUGAGUUUUCUUUCUGUUCUGUGACAGAAAAAUCAUUUUAUGUAUCUCUGAAGGAUCAGUUUGGGCCUGUUUUUUGUUAUAACUUAACUCCCUACCAGUGUUCUCUUUUCCUUUAACUAAAAGCAGGUAUGUGCCUGUACCUAACUGCCAUCCUUUGCUUUUCCUAAAAGUUUGGCUUGGAUUUAUAUUUUUUUAUUAUUCCCCUUGUUUUUGGAUGCUAUAGCCUUAAUGCAGGUACAAAUUUCAGUUAAGAUUGCAGGGUUAAGAUUAAGCUACUAUGAGUCGAAAGUUCAUACAGAUUGUGGAGUUCCUACUGCAGUUUGCUUGAGGGACAGAGCUUUUCUGCAACCUACAGUGUCCACAUUAUAGCCCAGGAAACAUGGGUCCCCAAUAAAUAAGCUAAAAGCUAUUCUCCACACCAUCUCAUUCUUAUUCUUUUUUUGAGAGAGAGAGGAGAGAGAAUUGUUAAUAUUAAUUUUUUAGUUCUCGGCAGACACGACAUCUUUGUUGGUAUGUGGUGCUGAGGAUCGAACCCGGGCCGCACGCAUGCCAGGCGAGCGCGCUACCGCUUGAGCCACAAUCCCAGCCCUCAUUCUUAUUCUUGAUGGCCACAAAUUCCCAGUUUCUUAGUUCUGUAUGAAUAAUCUCUCCUAAUGUGAUCACACCAGUACUUUUUGUGGCAUCAAUUACCAAGAACUAUUUUAAAAUUAAAAUCAUUUUGGCACCAUUUAGGAAAUUUACAAGUUUCUUAAAACAAAAUUCUUCAAGUUGGAUAUAGUGUCUGCUUCAGAUUAUCAAGAAAUUCCCUUAAAAUUGCACACAGUUUGAUUCUAGGAAGCCACUUUGUGUAGCCUUCAGUCAUAAUAUUAAUUUAUUAGAUGCUAAGUACAAAAGCCCUCUGAUAUAUGGUUAUCUAGUUCACUCUGGCUUUAUAAAUAGCUAGCCUGAACCCACCCAGUGGCAUACUAACAAUCAAGAUUAGGCCACAUUUGGGGAUGCUUUUGGGUUUUAUAGUCUUCAUUGUCAUUUGUGUACUUACUCUAAAAGUUGGUAUUUACUGAGUAACUGACAAAGUGACUGAGCAUGAAAACAAUUUUUAAAACUUUCAAACAGGACUAAAUUCUAUCAUUUUGUUUUCUAAACUAAAAACACUGUCAAUAAAAUUAAGAAUUUGCUAUACA